Messenger RNA from Anarrhichthys ocellatus (wolf-eel), 771 nucleotides. Its product is annotated as cyclin-dependent kinase 9-like. Gene Ontology annotation, biological process: protein phosphorylation. Gene Ontology annotation, molecular function: RNA polymerase II CTD heptapeptide repeat kinase activity; ATP binding; cyclin-dependent protein serine/threonine kinase activity. Gene Ontology annotation, cellular component: nucleus. The record is from RefSeq and is a predicted model, not a curated record. Bases 213 to 719 code for a protein of 168 amino acids. The transcript has 5 exons. NCBI's taxonomy places the organism in Eukaryota, Metazoa, Chordata, Actinopteri, Perciformes, Anarhichadidae.
AAAACUAGAAAUAAUACUUUCAUUAUAUUAUCUCUUAUUGAAUUACAUUCUGUCUACACAAUACGAGUGGGGUGUUUGUAUUUCUAUAUCUGUAUUUUUAGUAUUAUGUAUAAAUUAAAGAAACAGUUCAUUACACUGCUGAAGUCUAGGAGCCUGAGUUUCACUUGAACGCAGCAUACACAGCAGGGUCGCAGACUAGCAGACUAGCAGGGAUGCAGCGAGACAAGACAAGCAACGCCGGCGGGGCUGAAAAGCCCGACCGGGAGGCCGCCAUAAUGUCGAAAUACUACGAUGGAGUUGAAUUUCCUUUCUGUGACGAGUUCUCCAAAUACGAAAAAAUGGCAAAAAUAGGACAAGGAACCUUUGGGGAGGUGUUCAAAGCAAAGCACAGACAGACUGGGAAGAAGGUCGCACUGAAGAAGGUGUUGAUGGAAAAUGAGAAAGAAGGGUUCCCAAUCACAGCUCUCAGAGAGAUCAAGAUCCUGCAGCUGCUCAAACAUGAGAAUGUGGUCAACCUGAUUGAGAUCUGCCGAACCAAAGCUACUCAGUUCAACAGAUACAAAGGCAGCAUCUACCUGGUGUUUGACUUCUGUGAGCAUGACCUGGCCGGGCUGUUGAGCAAUGCCAAUGUAAAGUUCACCCUUGCCGAGAUCAAGAAGGUCAUGCAGAUGCUGCUCAAUGGAUUGUACUACAUCCACAGAAACAAGGUGAGGCAUUGAUGAAGAUGAACACCCCCAGGUUCUUUUGACAGAUUUGGGAUCUGAAACCGAA